This is a messenger RNA of Dryobates pubescens (Downy woodpecker), 2036 nucleotides long. It is a transcript of the gene ASPA, whose product is annotated as aspartoacylase. Gene Ontology annotation, molecular function: hydrolase activity, acting on ester bonds; hydrolase activity, acting on carbon-nitrogen (but not peptide) bonds, in linear amides. The record is from RefSeq and is a predicted model, not a curated record. The transcript has 6 exons. Lineage: Eukaryota; Metazoa; Chordata; Aves; Piciformes; Picidae. The coding region runs from base 25 to 984 and encodes 319 amino acids.
CAAUUCUUAGAGCUGCUGCAAAGCAUGACUUCCUCCUCUGUCAUUGAUAAACCUCCGGUAAGACGGGUCGCUAUCUUCGGAGGAACUCAUGGCAAUGAGUUAUCGGGGGUAUUUUUGGUCAAGCACUGGCAAGAGAAUGGAGCUGAGAUUCAAAGGACAGGAGUGGAAGUGAAACCAUUUCUUACCAACCCAAGAGCUGUGAAGAAGUGCACUAGAUACAUUGACUGUGAUCUGAACCGUGUUUUUGACCCUGAUAAUCUUGGCAGGACAGUGGUGGAAGAUAUUCCAUAUGAAGUGAGGAGGGCUCAGGAAAUCAAUCAUAUAUUUGGCCCCAAAGGUAGUGAUGAUGCGUAUGACCUUAUUUUUGACCUUCACAACACCACUUCUAACAUGGGUGGUACCCUUAUUCUUGAAAGCUCCAGGGAUGACUUUACAAUUCAAAUGUUUCAUUAUAUCAAGAACGCCCUGGCUCCAGAACACUGCCCGGUUCUGCUGAUUGAGCACCCCAGCUUGAAAUACGCAACAACUCGAUCUGUAGCAAAACAUCCUGUUGGUGUGGAGGUAGGUCCCCAGCCACAGGGGGUUCUUAGAGCUGAUAUUUUGGACAAAAUGAGGAAGAUUGUCAAACAUGGCCUUGAUUUUGUGCAGCUUUUUAAUGAAGGAAGAGAAUUUCCACCCUGUACAAUUGAGGUUUUUGAAAUCAUGGAGAAAGUAGAUUAUCCCAGGAAUAAGGAUGAUGAAGUUAUGGCCAUUAUUCACCCUGAGCUGCAGGAUCAAGACUGGCAGCCACUGAACAAUGGUGAUCCUCUCUUUUUGACACUCGAUGGAGAAGUAAUUUCGUAUAAAGGGGACUGCACAGUCUAUCCAACAUUUAUCAACGAAGCUGCAUAUUAUGAAAAGAAACAAGCCUUUGUAAAGACAGUAAAACUGAAACUCACUGCAAAGCACAUCAGAUCCUCAGUCUCAGCCCAGAACAUUUCCUAAAAGCUUACUACAGAUUUUCAGUACAUGAAGUGAAUUUCUUCUCUUAAAUCCAGGGUGCCAGGAUAGGAAUUCAUGGAAUGAAUACAUAAGUGCAGAAUCUAAUUUGAAAUUGUAAUUUAAUUAACAUUGCUGAGCACUUUUAAGAUGAAACAUACUGUCAAGAUGCUGAUUAUGAUUGUUUACUUGCUCUAAUACAUUACUAGAGACACAAAGAAAUACUAUUUUUAUGAAGUUAGUUCACGCUAUAUAAACUGGCUAAACGAUGUACCACAGAAGGGUUAAGUGGGGAUAAAACUGCAGCCAGCAUCAUAUAGAAAGGUGCUCACCCACAAAACUAUAUAAAAAAUGGCAGCAUCUCUACUUCCUACUCCCAACCCUCCAAUAACCAGCCCUCCUGCAAACGAGGUGGUCCUUGAAACUAAUUCCUCGGAUAAACAAACUACAUGAGACAGAGGAAAGGAGGGAGAGAAACAGGGGGAGGGUCUGGAUAUCAUCUGUGUGUCUGCCUGACCCCUGCUGUGCUGAAGUGGAAGCCUGAGGGUUUGGGUUUGUUCUUUUUUUUAUAUAUAUAUACACACUUAAGAAGGUAUAAACUAAGCUCAAACCAGGAUUUGUGAGACAAAAAGCACUCAAGUGAAAUGUGAAGCUCGUUAAAUUUAAAUUAUUACAAGAUUAAUUCAAGCUGUUCCUCAUUUAACAUUAAUUUAAAGACAAAAAUGUUGAAUCUAGAAAGCAUCUAGUAGUCAGAAACAUACUGGAGCAAUAUUCAGAUUCAGGGACAAGUUGUGCUCACCCACUGGAAACUGAACAAAGUUUCCAUUGCAAUGGAGACCAGAGAAGUUUACAGAUUUGUGACUUCUUAGGUGUGUCCACCUACUGCUUAUAACAUUUUCUAAGUAAAAUUUUAGUCAGCUGCUGUCCCCCAGAUGUUUUGAGUGAAGAAGGCAAGGUUAGGUAACUAAUUACUCAGGUUUUGAUGAAGGCAAAUGCACAAACCAUACCUGAGGAUUUCAGAAUGGGAAUUAAGAGGAAUUCCAUACGAGAAGGCUUCU